Messenger RNA from Amaranthus tricolor (Joseph's coat), 1711 nucleotides. RefSeq names its product UPF0481 protein At3g47200-like. The record is from RefSeq and is a predicted model, not a curated record. Lineage: Eukaryota; Viridiplantae; Streptophyta; Magnoliopsida; Caryophyllales; Amaranthaceae. Bases 307 to 1617 code for a protein of 436 amino acids. The transcript has 2 exons.
AGCUAAAAGUAUUACACGUGACUGAUUAUUCCAAUUUUCAACAUUAUAUACCAAAAUCCCUCUAAACCCUGCUAAAAAAUACCCCACUUCCCUCUUUUCUGAAUCUUGUUUUUCUCACUUUCCCACCUUGUAUAUGAUCUCAUACUUACAUGACAUAGAUCUCCCCACUUAAUCAUUUUCUUAAUUACUCUGAUUAUUGAUCAUCAUCUAAAGUUAUUGGGUUUUGCAUUUCCUUAAAUUACAAGCAAAAAAAAGCAGAGAUUUUGUACCUGAAAAUCAUUGCUGGAUGCUGUUUGAGCUAAGCUUAUGACCCUAAAUUCUCAUAGAAAGAGAAAAAGGGUAUCUGUAAUUACCAAAAUGGAAGAUGGAAUUCAUCAUUUGGCUAAUUUCAUAAGGGAGAAAUUUGAAGCAUUGCCCCCUCUUUGUUCUAAAUGUUGCAUUUAUAAAGUCCCAAGAACCUUAAGAAAUGUGAACUUUAGAGCAUACAAGCCUUGUCUAAUUUCAAUUGGGCCCCUUCAUUAUGGUAACAAAAGGUUACAAGGAAUGCAAGAGCAAAAAUUAAGGUAUCUUCAAAACUUUCUAAGGAGAAAUGAAGAGAAAUCACUCAAUGAUUACCUAAAAGCCCUUAAAGAUUGGGAAAAAGAUGCAAGGGAUUGCUAUAUUGAGAAGAUUAAUUUAAGUAGUGAUCUAUUUUUAGAAAUGAUGUUGCUUGAUGGGUGUUUUAUAAUUGAGUUUUUCUUGAAUUGGUAUUGGGAAACAUUGGAUGAAGAUGAUAGAAUAUUUGGUAAACCAUCUUUAGAACAUGUAAUUAGAAGAGACUUAUUAUUGAUUGAGAAUCAAAUCCCAUUUUUCGUCCUUGAAGGUUUAUAUGAUCUUGUGUUCAAAAAUGAGUCAUUCGAGAGUUCCAUUGCACUUACUGAUCUCACUUCCGAGGUUUUGUUAGGGAAUAAAGAACUUUCGAAAAAGUUUAGAAAGCGCGAAAUCUUGCAUUUAGUCGAUUUUUUGAGAACAUACUUCCUACCCGAAAGGCUUAGGGACGAUCUAAACGAGCUAAACGAAAGCGCUUGUUGGGAGUUUCCGCCUGGCGCAGGGGAUUUACAUGAUGCCGGUGUGAAAUUCGUUGUGAACAAAACCGAUUCUUUGCUUGAUAUAGAGUUCAUAAAUGGUGUUUUAUACAUUCCCAAAUUCGAAGUCGAAGAUCAUACCGAAUGUAUACUCCUAAACUUAUCGGCAUUCGAGCAAUGUCACUACCAUUUUGAUUCAUACAUUGUGGAUUACAUACUUUUGAUGGAUGUUCUUAUAACUACAUUAAAGGAUGUUGAUAUUCUUCUAAGUAGUGGGAUUAUAACCAAUGCUUUAGGUAACAAUGAUGAAGUUGCACAUCUUUUUAAUACAAUUUGCAGAGAAACUAACUAUGAUGCUCAUAAAUUCUAUUACUCACGUACUUGUACGAGAUUAGUCGCUCACUCGAAAGCGCCAUGGAAUCGAUGGAAGGCGACGUUGAAGCAUGAUUAUUUCAAUAAUCCUUGGACUAUCAUUUCUGUUGUUGCUGCUGUUGUGUUGCUCAUUCUUACUGUUGUGCAAACUGCUUGUUGCAUCAUUGCUGCUAAACGAUGAGUUUUUAGUUUUUACUACAUUGAUUCGAGAAUCGAGAUCGUUUGUACAUAAGUUUUGAAGAAGUUAUCGUGAAUAAUACAAAUUUUUACUAUUU